GAGAGGCAGUCCCAUUCAUAGGGCUGGUAGGCAGGCAGGCAAAGCGCAGGAGCGGUCACACACCAUCACCGACGUAGUGUGUGAGACAAAUGAUGGUCCCUCACUGAAAAUUCCAGGCCAGGCUAAACUGCGCUAUCAUCAGCCGUUUCGGCAUAGGAUAUACCGGCAACUAAAAGCGAAACAUCCUCUCAAGAAUGGAAUGCGAAUGUCUUGGUUAGGUCCUCUCCUGCGCUGAAUGCCUGCCGCGGAUAUAGACUUGACUUCCUCGUCGCCUCGCUCCUCAUCGCUGCCGCAGACAAGCCCCUCUACUCGAUUUAUUUAAUCCAGGCUGUCCGCCGACCACUGUCUUUGGCAUCUGGACACAUCAGAGCUGGUCUAUCGUUGUUGAAUUUAACGUGCCUGUGUGUGUGCUUGUGCUGCGUGUAUAAUGCCGACACAUUUGCGUUUCCGGAGAAGGUCAUUCCUUGGGCUUUUAUUCCUUUUUUCACUGUCCACCUCCGCAUUGUAUUUCAUCUACUCCGCCCCCGGAAUCGUGAAUGAGUAUGUGUUCAUGGUUCAAGCCAGAGGGAUCCAGAUCAGAGAGAACGUGAAGAACAUUGGGGCGCAGGUUCUGGAGCAGGUGGUGAGAGGGGCUUACAGCAUCAAUGGCACAGACUAUGCCUAUGACUUCAACGUGAGCGAGAGUGAUGCUCCUCCCACCACAUACCUCCCUGAGGGCUUCACCUACCUCCCUUCUCAGGUUUGCCCUGAGAGGCUGCACACCAUGAAGGGCAGGUUGGAGGUGAAUAUGAGUGAGGUGUCUUUGGAGGAGGUGGAGAGAUCCUUGCUGGAGGAAGAGCCUUACAUGGCCCAAGGAGGCCACUGGAAGCCCAACGACUGUUUACCCCGCUGGAAAGUGGCAAUCCUAGUCCCGUUCAGGAACCGACAUGAACACUUACCCAUUCUUCUGAGACACCUGGUGCCAGUGCUGAAAAAACAGAGACUCCAGUUUGCCUUUUAUUUCAUAGAGCAGUUGGGCACGGAGCCAUUUAACCGAGCCAUGUUGUUCAACGUGGGUUACAAGGAGGCUAUGAAGGACCUGGACUGGGACUGUCUGGUCUUCCACGAUGUGGACCACCUCAUGGAGAACGACAGAAACUACUACGGCUGCACAGACAUGCCCCGACACUUUGCAGUCAAACUCGACAAGUACUCCUACAUGCUUCCAUAUAAUGAGUUCUUCGGUGGUGUCAGUGGCUUGACGGUGAAGCAGUUCAAGAAGAUUAAUGGAUUUCCAAAUGCAUUCUGGGGCUGGGGAGGCGAGGAUGAUGACCUCUGGAACAGGGUGCAGUUUGCCAAUUACACAGUUAGUAGACCACACGGAGAGCAUGGGCGCUAUAUGUCAAUUCCACAUCACCAUCGUGGGGAAGUCCAGUUCCUAGGAAGGUAUAGUCUACUACGCCACUCAAAGGAGAGACAGAAAGUGGAUGGUCUUAACAACCUAAACUACUCCCCCCUAGUGUCCAGGAGACCUCUCUACACCAACAUUACAGUCAGCUUGAGCAGAAUGCUUGCACCCAUAGCUGACUACUGACGUAGGAACAGCUGGACUGCAAAACACCUGGGAAUCAAAGUCCUCUGGGACAUCAGCCAUAUCUCACCAGUGGCAGCACUGCUUAGAACGUUUUAGUUGAUUGAUUCUUUGCUGAAUUUCUUUAGUUUGUAUGCAAAAAAGGAGACUCAAAUAAGUAUGUUGGAUAAAUCAUAUAAGAAAUUAAGGAUAAAUGCUGCACUUGCUUGUGCCACAGUCCAUCACUCCUCUCAUCUGGGCUUAACUAGUCGUCAGUCUUGCCUUUUGCACCAUUUUGGCCUUCAGCAUUCAUUCAUUCAUUCAUUCAUUCAUUUUCUAAUUCAGUCAAUGAUUAGCUCAGCCCUACACUAUUGUGCUUGUUUAUUAAAAUAGGCCAUGAUACACACGCACACAAUAGUUUGACUUACAUGUGCUGACCUGGUCCCUGAGGCUUUGAUUUUUACUUUGCUCUUGCACUUCUUAUUUUCAUAAAUGCAGUAAGCCUAUUAAAACAUUUGCAUGCCCACACGAUACAGCAACUUUUAAACUGAGUGGACUCUUGCAGCUGGUUCUGCAGAAGGCUUGCCAAAUCUACAAGUGAAGAAAGCAAGAGAAAAUGAUAUAAAGUGUGAGUGUUUUCGGUCAUGUAUACUGUAUGUGAAAUAGUUUAUCUUGACUUUAGAGAAUAUUAAUACCUUAAUCAUCUCUCACCGACUAUUUUGUCCUGUGAACAUACCAUUUGAAGACUAGGAUGUUUGUGUUUGCAUAGUUGAAUUGGAUGUUCUGGCUGCCUGCAUGUGGCUAUGUUGGAGAGCAAUGCUCACCCUGUUAGCAAUAAGCUGUAAUAUCAGACAGCAGAACUUAGACCUGACUUCUUCACUAUACAGAUGCAAUAGCACGGGUGCUAUCAUGCCCUUAUUGGACGACCGAGAAGGAGUCACUGCAUAUGCAAACUUCACAUUCAACACACCUUUGCCUAAGCAAACAUGCCACCCUUUUCAGAACCUGUGUAUGUUUCUUUGUGUGUGUAUAUAAGUGAGGGAGAGCUAUGCAAAUGGCCUGUAUGUAUCCUGUUGUCAGUGUAAGGUCUUCAGGGUCACCUCUAGGAGACUUCACCCCUGAACCUCUAACUGACUGACUUUAGACCUCACUUUGUGUGCGGUGUGCAAGUCUAGGCCAGGAAGAGAUAAACAGUUGCCGUUUGGUUUUUAGAUCCCACAUCCUUAAUGUUUAUUCACCUUCAUUUUUUACAGGAGAGAAUUGGUGGUGGAGAAUACUUGAUUGCCGUCCCUGUCACUUGUGUUUACAGAAGCUUUUGCUUUGUUAUUUUUCAGAUUGUCUAGUGUUUGUAAUACUGUUUGCCAGCCCCCCUCCACCAUGGCUGCUGUGAGAACUGUAUCUUCAACAACCAAUGUAUGGCUGCCUUUACAUUUUUUUAACAGACACUUCUUUAUCCAGACAUGGUAGGGGAAAGCGGAUGUGAAUGCUUAUCUUACACGUCACGUAAUAAACCAUUGAUUAGCUUCGUUAGUUUCUGGCCAAGCUUGGCCAGUGAGUUUGUUUGACUGACAGCACUCAAUACGGCUGUUGCGAAUAGGGGUUGGGCUAAAAUGUCCCUACUCUGAUUUGUGUUUGACAGUGUUGAUGUUGAGUAAAAUAUCCCGUUACUGUAAACGUUCAUUUAAAAAAGAAAUGAAACCUGCAGACACUCUCUCUUCACUGUCUUGUCCUCUAGUCAUGCAGCUACUUCAUUUCACAUAAAUCGCCUUGUAUGCAUUUCUUAAGAUGUAUCUUUUGAGGGGAGAUGUGGGUGGUUGACAAACUGUUGUGUUUCCACAAUGAAAUAAGAAGUAAAGAGGCUGGACCUCAUUUUAUUUAUUUGAUCUUUUAUGGAUUAUUUUCUUAUUGUAAUUGUUCAGGUUUUUUUUUUUUUUCUUGCGGUUGAUAUGAUGAUUUAAUAGGUGACAUAUGACAGACUGUGUUAGAUGCACUGAAACUUGUAGUUAUGUGUAUUUGUGUGGGAUUGUGAGGUUCAGGUCUGUGUAAACAGGAAGCUGUUUUAUUUCAUUAAGCCGCAGAUUUCCUCUAAAGAAAUGAAUAGCUGGUUUUGAUGAAAUGGACGUGUAUUAAUCUGCUGAAUAGACACGUUGAAGGAGGCCAUUUUGUGUGACAACCACAGGAAGCGCAAAACUCCUAAUCAGAAAAUGCUAGUGGUCACCGUCUUUCACUGGGCACCUCCUUUAUACUAAUUGAUAAUCAAUGGUGCUGACCUUCCAGAGCUCCCUCUGUGGGAGUCUCUCUCUACGUGCUUACUGGAACCAUACUUAACAUCAUAAAGGCUAGUAUCAACAGGCAAAACAUCCCUCUACAGCAUAUAGGUGGCAAAAUAUAUUCAGUGUUUUUACAUCCACACAUUUGUAAACCUGCUGCCUUUUCAUCCAGCCAGAUGAAGCUCAUUUGUAUAUUUGUUGCUCUGGUUCAUUGCCACAAACAGAAACGUGGGUUUACCUCCUAGCCAAAUACUCAGCAGGUGCCCAGUGGAAGUGAUGAACAGUAGCACCAUUUGUGUUUUCUUUUCCAUGUGUGUUUGAAGAAAUGGCUAAACCUUUCAGAGGUCUAACUGUCCUCCAUCUUUAUCCUGAGUUUAUUUUGUUUUCCAGCACUGAUAUGAAAAUGAUUUAUAGUUACCUGGUUGUGAACAACUCACAGGUUAUUUUUUUUCUAGUUCUUGACACUUACAUGAUACACUGUAUAUUAUUAUUUUUUCUUGUUUUCAUUGCUUUAAAAAAAAGCUAGAUGGACAUAUAGCGGAAGCCAAAUGGUUUUAGUUUAAGUGUUCAGGUGAAGAUUCAGAUGCGGAGCGACCUCUCAAUAUACAGAUGUCCUCUGGAUGACAUAGAUAUUUUAAGAGUCAGUAUUAGGCUUUAUACUUCACAGUGUGGAACAUGCAGCUGCAUCAGCCAACACCAUAAUCAACAAGAUGGGUUUUUCACCAUGACUAAGUAACUGGGGCAAAUCGGUCAGCUCUCUCUUGCUUUUUAUUUAAAUCCAAAAAUGGACUGUUUUAAGUUUGUGAUAAGACAGUACAUGGUCUCAGUCCAGACCAAGACCAAGCCUGCUGCUCACUAAAGCGGCUUCAUUGUACCAUAAUCUCACCUGUUCUGAUCCAUUCUGUACCAGUUUAAAUGAAGGGACCCGUGCUUUGGGCAUCUGACAAAACUGGCAGCCUUAAAGCUUUUUAAUUUAUUGCGGUGUUUUUUCACUCAAGUUUUUUUUUAUAAGCAAAAAUAUUUAAAUUGAAAAAAAAGUGCAUAUCAAGAAAAUGAUCAUUGUAAAUAUUGUUGUGUGUAGUGUUUUAGAAGUUCUUUAAGGUCUUAAAUCACUACAGAUGCUAGCAUAAAGAACAAGGCUUUGGAGUGAUUUGGCUGGGGGUUUAUCUGGUGCCAUUCAAGUGCUAGUGAAGCUUACACAGCGACAUCAAUGUUUUUACAUCACUGCUUCCCAGCACAGCCUUUGUUUUUAAAAUAAUUAUUAAAAUAUCCUUAUCCCAUACAUUUUUUAGAUUCCUCUCACAAUCUCUGAGGUGCUCUACAUUUUAGAGGCCUCCCUGUACUUAAAAUGCUGGAAGUGUAGAAGAGACAUAUCAUGGCAGACGCUCAGUGUCCUUGUUUGUGAAUGGGAUGUCUCUUUGAUAGUGACAGCAGGAUGGGUAAGGUGUAGGUCAGAGGAAAGCACUGCAGAAUAGCGAUGUGUCAGCCAAAAACACCGUAUGCUUACAAUGCAAUGAAUCACAGGCACCCAAACCAGCGACACAAUCCACUCUAAAAUUCACACAAAUUAUUUUUUUGUAUGAAAGCUUACUAUUAAAAAAAGAUCCACAUUGCUCAAUUAAAAAUAUAUCUUCUCUGAUUGUAAGGAGAGCAAUUCUCCUUGAAUUGAAGCCAUUUGAAGCCACUUGUCAAAACUUGAUGUCAGCCUUAUGUGGAUCUGUUUGUGUAUCGGCAUAUUAUCUUUUGAUUAUUGAAAUUUGUAUGAUGGAGAUUUUCUUUUAUACCAUCAUUGUUAUUGUCAAAGUACACCAAUAAAAUGAAACUUGUAAAAAUACAGUAA
Perca fluviatilis (European perch) is the source of this 5659-nucleotide messenger RNA. RefSeq names its product UDP-Gal:betaGlcNAc beta 1,4- galactosyltransferase, polypeptide 5 (gene b4galt5). Gene Ontology annotation, molecular function: UDP-galactose:glucosylceramide beta-1,4-galactosyltransferase activity. Gene Ontology annotation, biological process: carbohydrate metabolic process; glycoprotein biosynthetic process. Lineage: Eukaryota; Metazoa; Chordata; Actinopteri; Perciformes; Percidae. The transcript is spliced from 9 exons. The record is from RefSeq and is a predicted model, not a curated record. Bases 428 to 1573 code for a protein of 381 amino acids.